GUUGAUGUCUGGGACGACCCACGAAGCCUGACCACUUUUCGAACAUUUCAUCAAUCAAAUGGCAACAACAAUGGGACUUUCGCUGAAACGUCUUUUCACGCAAGAUCAAGGUCGAAAGAAAUAAACGAUGGAUCACAGAAUAAUGUAAAUGGAGACGCCAUCGGUCUCCAGACAAAUGGAACAAUUCAGCAGAAUGGCAAAGCGCCCUUCAAGCUCGAUGCCAGAUUCCCCGACGGUUCUGCGCGAAACAACCUCGGAACUUCUUUUAUGAAACUGAAGACGAGCCCUAAAUUUGGCAAACUGGUCAAUCCUACUGUUACACCCCCUCUGAGCUUCGAGCAAAAGAUAAAAAAUAAUAAAUCUGGAGGUGGUGAUGAGGAAAUCAAAUCUUUGAGUGGUAGCACGCCGAGGAGCAAACAAGUUUUGACGUCUUUUGGAAGUGUUUUGAGCAACGGUGCUCUUCAAAAUAGCGGAGAACGUUGUUUCGAGAAAAAUCAUUCUAACUCUGUCAGUGAUGAUGGAUCACCAUUAGGAAAGAAUAAAAAUAAUUUGCCCACCGGAAAAGAACUUGAGAAAAAUGGUGGGACCACAGACGAAGAUUGUGUAGAAAUAUUUCUUGGUCCAUCUGACAAAAGAUUUGGAUUUUCUGUCGUAGGAGGUUGCGACGAAGGCUUUGGUCCCCGAAUUGAGAACAUAACUCCUG
Messenger RNA from Stegodyphus dumicola, 703 nucleotides. RefSeq lists its product as uncharacterized. Lineage: Eukaryota; Metazoa; Arthropoda; Arachnida; Araneae; Eresidae. Gene Ontology annotation, molecular function: protein binding. Gene Ontology annotation, cellular component: plasma membrane. The record is from RefSeq and is a predicted model, not a curated record.